Messenger RNA from Anopheles bellator, 2769 nucleotides. RefSeq names its product WD repeat-containing protein 36. Lineage: Eukaryota; Metazoa; Arthropoda; Insecta; Diptera; Culicidae. The transcript has 2 exons. Gene Ontology annotation, molecular function: protein binding. Gene Ontology annotation, cellular component: Pwp2p-containing subcomplex of 90S preribosome; small-subunit processome. Bases 16 to 2769 code for a protein of 917 amino acids. Gene Ontology annotation, biological process: rRNA processing. The record is from RefSeq and is a predicted model, not a curated record.
UUUAACUCGACGAAAAUGCGUGGAAGUCACCUGUUUCAACCGAACCGAGCCCUGGGAUACGUUAGUAAUCAUGUUCCCCUAAACGUCCGUUACAUUGAGCAGCGACGAGAAAACAUUGCUAUUACUUGCAUUGGCCGUUCUUUCCACGUGUACGGUUGCAACAGCUUUCGGUUGAUCCGUGCCGGUCGUAUUCAUGCCGAAAAUAUCACCGCCCUGGCUGCAGAUGGAUAUCUAACCUAUUCGGCGGCCGGUAAUGUAAUCUACGGAUGGCGCUCCAGUGUGGAGCUGCGCAAGGUUUACCGUGGCCACGAAGCACCUGUUCAUCUCUUGCUGCCAUUUGCAAAACAUCUCAUUUCUGUCGAUGAAAGCAGUCUGCUGAAAGUAUGGGUCGCGUCAUCGGCUGGGAUCUAUCUGGAAAUACCUUUCGCAAAGGACGAGUUCGCCGUGUCGGCUAUCGUACAUCCGGCAUCGUAUAAAAACAAGGUUCUGCUUGGCAGUGCGCAGGGUGGGCUGCAGUUGUGGAACCUAAAGUCGGGCAAAUUGGUGCAUACAUUUGAAUCAUUCAACAGUAAAGUGCUGCAGCUAGUGCAAGCCCCUGCCAUCGAUGUGAUUGCAAUCGGGUUACAAAAUGGCCGGAUCGUGCUGCUAAACAUCAAGUAUGAGCAAAUAGUGCUCGAGGUACAUCAGGACUGGGGACCGGUGACCGGCAUAAGCUUUCGGACGGACGGGUAUUCCAUCAUGGCCACCGGUAGUUCGAAUGGCCAGAUAGUUUUCUGGGAUUUGGAGGAGAAAACCAUCGUUUCGACACUAACGGCGCACGACGACUCCGUUACCGGACUACAUUUUUGCGCCAAUGAACCUCUGCUAAUUUCCAGCUCACCGGAUAAUUCGUUGAAGAUGUGGAUUUUCGAUCUUCCGGAUGGUGGGGCACGCCUAUUGCGAUACCGCGAAGGUCACGCUGCUUCGCCUACCUGUGUUCGCUAUCAUGGUGCGAGUGGAAGAAACCUUCUGUCGUCUGGCGAAGAUUCUUCGCUUCGAGUUUUUAACACCGUUACAGAAACACUGAACUGCAGCCUAGGAAAGGCUAGCUACAAUCGGAAAGCAUCUAAAAAGGCCAAAAAAAAAUCAGAUGAUCCCUUCUGUAUGCCUGCCAUCAGCUACUUCACUUCCGAAACAACGCGAGAUAAGGAGUGGGACAGCAUAGCGGCUUUGCAUCAGGGUUUGGUGCAAGUGACCACCUGGUCUUACGACAAGCGCCGAAUGGGUGAACUUCAUCUCGUACCCGAGGCGUUUCAGAAUAAGACGCGUUCCGAUUUCAGCGUCACGGCCAGUUGCCUGAGUUUGAGUCACUGCGGGAACUUUGUCACGAUCGGAUACUCAAGCGGUCACGUGGAAAGGUUUAAUAUCCAGAGUGGAAUUCAUCGGGCAAGCUAUGGAUCGCCAACGGCCCACAAAGACUAUGUACGUGGAUUGGCCAGUGACAACUUGAAUCAAGUCAUCGUCUCCGGAGCUGCCGAUGGGUUGCUGAAGUUUUGGUAUUUCAAGCAGCCGAAUACGUCGCUCAUCGCAACAGCGAUCGACACGGUGGAUUUGACCGAACCGAUUACUUUACUGAGGACGCAUCGCGAAGGUGCAAUGCUUUGCGCGGCUUUGGAUGAUUUCUCCGUGCGGCUAAUCGAUAUGGAUACGCGUGUCGUUGUGCGACGUUUCGAUGGUCAUCGAGGCAUGAUCACGGAUGUGUGCUUCUCACCCGAUAGCCGCUGGCUCGUGACGGCGGCUCAGGACUGUACCAUCAAAGUGUGGGACAUUCCUUCAUCCUAUUUGAUCGAUCAUUUCCGCGUGGCGCAGAUGUGCACCUCGCUGUCAAUGUCACCAACUAGUGAUUUCUUGGCCACGGCCCAUGUCGAUUACCGUGGCAUCAAUCUGUGGGCGAACAAAAGCCUUUUUUCGCACAUAACGUUGCGUGGCUUGAACCCGGACUCAGAACCUCCGCUACUCGAUCUUCCGACAACGGUUUGCGAAGAGGAAGGACAGGGAUCGCUCUUGCAUGCCACUGCAAGUACGAAUGUCGAUGAACUUGAAGAUGCGUUCGAAAAAAUCAAUAUCGAGUACCAGUCGCCUCCACAACUUUCUAGCGAGCUAAUCACUAUGUCGGAGCUGGCCGCUUCCCGCUGGCAGAAUCUGCUUAACCUUGACGUUAUCAAAAAACGCAACAGACCUCGACAGGCUCCGAAGAAACCCAAGUCGGCCCCUUUCUUCCUCCCAACGGUAGCGGGGUUAGAUCUUGAGUUUGAUCUUUCACAGUCACGGGAAGCAACUACGGGCAAGGACGAUGCUACACGGUCACACAUACUCGAAUCAAAGCAAGUGGAUCUUCUGACGGAUUUCGGGAAACUUCUUAAAGGGGCACUCGUAACCGACGAGUACGACAAAGCCGUUUGGCAUCUGAUGAAGCUAGGCCCCACAAUGGUGGAUUACGAGAUCCGCAACCUCACGCCGUUCGACGGAGCAAACGGGAGCCUUUCGGUAAUGGGCUCUUUCAUUCGUAUGAUAAUCUAUAUGCUCGGCAGGAAGCGAGAGUUCGAACUAGCCCAGAGUUAUCUUAGCUUGUUUCUAAAACUACAUGGCCGUACGGUAGUAGAGAAUGAAGAGCUUUCUAUCCUGCUUUCUGAUCUCGAGAAAGCACAAUCCGAGGGUUGGUCCGUGCUGGAGGAUAAGCUAAUGUAUGGGUUGGGAGUUGUUAGUAAUUUACGGAACUUCAGCGCUUAA